Messenger RNA from Tremella mesenterica DSM 1558, 1302 nucleotides. RefSeq lists its product as uncharacterized. The annotation marks the transcript as partial. Lineage: Eukaryota; Fungi; Basidiomycota; Tremellomycetes; Tremellales; Tremellaceae. The transcript has 4 exons. The record is from RefSeq and is a predicted model, not a curated record.
CUCCCUCUUUCCAUCCUCCUUCUCGUCGUUGUCGCCUCGGCUAUCGAAACUGAGCUCGCAUAUUACACCACCACAGUCUUCGCAUACAACCAACCAUACUUUACAUUCUUCCUAACUCACGUAACUUUUAUCUUCAUCUUUCCAGUCCAUCUACUCCUGCUCACUCUGUUCCAACCAACACCAUGGAGACAACAUCUCCGAGGAAUUCGUACUAUCUUAUCUACCCAACUAAAGGUUGAAGAUACUUGGAAAGCAAUUUUCAAACCAUGGACAAUCAGAGUGAUAUGGUUGACAAUACUGGUAAGUGUACCAAGUAUAAGUUGGUUCAUCGCUAUGGUCUAUACAACAGCUAUGGAUAUUACUGCCAUUUACGCCACUAGCAGUUUCCACGCGUAUUUUUUCAGUAUGUUAUUGUUGAAAGAAUCGCUUAGUAGGAUCACUAUGGCUAGUAUUGGGUUAGCUUCUUUAGGUGUGGUCGUGAUUGCUUUGGCUGGGAAAGGAGACGGUAUCUCUGAUGAAGAGAUGGGUAUAGAAGGUAAGGAUAGAGUGUUGGGUGAUGUUAUCAUGGUAAUUGGCGCCGUCCUCUUAGGAUUAUACGAAGUGAUCUACAAGAUGCUUCUCCCCGAAACACAUGACCACAACUCUCCCAGUUCUACUAUAGCAUAUUCAUCUCUACCAAGCCAUCACGCUCCCAUCAAUAUAUCUCCUCCUCUUAUGAACUCACAACAAUUCAUACCUCUUUCACCUUCUCAUAACAAUCGUCAAAUCUCUAACUUCAGUGACACAGAAGAUCUUCCCACCAAAAUCUCUUCGCGAAGUUCCCCAUCUGACCUAUCUCCAGAAUACGAAGUCCCAACCGACGAGACCAUCUCAGAGGAUGGAGAUUUCGAACGGGCGGCAAAGAUCUUAAAUGUAGCGACGCCGCAACUCCCUCCCGCUCUCCACGCGAAUUUCCUCACGAGCUGUUUGGGUCUUGCAACGCUAUUAUUACUCUGGAUCCCGAUCGUCAUACUGGACUACACAGGUGUGGAGAAGUUCAGAUCACCAGGAAGUACGGAGAGAGGAUGGGAGGUCUGGUUAGUUUUGAGUAUCGUCUGUUGGGGAGGUGCGAUUUACAACGCAGGUCUCAUGAUCCUCAUUGGAAUAUGGGGACCCACAACUUCAUCAGUAGCCAACCUUCUCACUAUUGGGUUGGUCGCUGUAUUGGACGCAGUAUGGAUGGGUAACAUUCCUAGCUUUCAAACCCUUUUAGGGGUGGGAAUGAUCUGCGUUGGGUUUGGUGUUUUGUUAUAUGAGGGAGAG